Funneliformis geosporum is the source of this 174-nucleotide messenger RNA. NCBI's taxonomy places the organism in Eukaryota, Fungi, Glomeromycota, Glomeromycetes, Glomerales, Glomeraceae. The record is from the annotation of a GenBank genome assembly.
ACAUCUGAUAAGGAAGGCGAUUCCGCUAUGAUGAAAAAGCUUGUUAAGGAGCUAAAGGAUGAUAGUAUCAAUCAAGAAUUGUCAUCCCCCACCCAGUCACCCGAAGACAGUUAUACUCAUCUCUAUAAAGAAAUCGUUAAAGCCGAAACUCAAAAUGAUUCUGCUAGUCAAAGG